Molecule: messenger RNA, 972 nt
Organism: Neurospora hispaniola
Lineage: Eukaryota; Fungi; Ascomycota; Sordariomycetes; Sordariales; Sordariaceae
Product: rRNA 2'-O-methyltransferase fibrillarin
Exons: 6
Coding region: 1-972 (323 amino acids)
Biological process (GO): rRNA methylation; box C/D sno(s)RNA 3'-end processing
Cellular component (GO): nucleolus; box C/D methylation guide snoRNP complex; small-subunit processome
Molecular function (GO): rRNA methyltransferase activity; RNA binding; histone H2AQ104 methyltransferase activity
Source: RefSeq, a predicted model, not a curated record
AUGGGCUUCGAGCGUGGUGGCAGAGGCGGCGCCCGUGGCGGUGGUCGUGGUGGAUUCGGUGGUGAUCGUGGUGGCAGAGGCGGCGCCCGUGGCGGUAGCCGUGGUGGCUUCGGUGGUGGCCGUGGUGGUGGUGCUCCCCGUGGUCGUGGCGGUCCUCGCGGUGGUGGCCGUGGCGGUGCUGCCCGUGGUCGUGGUGGUGCCCGCGGUGGCGCCAAGGGUGGUGCCGCUGGCAAGAAGGUCAUCGUCGAGCCUCACCGUCACAAGGGCGUCUUCGUCGCUCGUGGUGGUAAGGAGGAUCUCCUCGCUACUGUCAACCUUGUCCCUGGCGAAUCCGUCUAUGGCGAGAAGAGAAUCUCUGUCGAGAACGCCUCUAAGGAGGAGGGUGGUGCUUCCACCAAGACUGAGUACCGCAUUUGGAACCCUUUCCGUUCGAAGCUUGCUGCCGGUAUCCUCGGUGGUCUUGAAACCAUCUAUAUGAAGCCUGGUUCCAAGGUCCUCUACCUCGGUGCCGCCUCCGGUACCUCGGUCUCUCACGUUGCCGAUAUUGUCGGUCCUACUGGUUCCGUCUACGCCGUCGAGUUCUCCCACCGUUCCGGCCGUGAUCUCAUCAACAUGGCUACUCGCCGCACCAACGUCAUCCCCAUCGUUGAGGAUGCCCGUAAGCCCAUGGCCUACCGCAUGCUGCUCCCCAUGGUCGAUGUCAUCUUCGCCGAUGUUGCCCAGCCCGAUCAGGCCAGAAUUGUCGGUAUCAACGCCAAGCUCUUCUUGAAGCAGGGUGGUGGUCUUCUCAUCUCUAUCAAGGCUUCUUGCAUUGACUCCACUGCUCCUCCCGAGCAGGUCUUCGCUUCUGAGGUCCAGAAGCUCCGUGAGGACAAGUUCUUCCCCAAGGAGCAGUUGACUCUUGAGCCUUACGAGCGUGACCACGCCAUGGUUUCUUGCGUCUACCAGCAGAAGGAGUUCGUCGAUAACUGA